AUGCAGGCUGAAACGAAUUCGUCCGGGGUUGCUGCUUGCCGUUUGCUGCUGCUGCGGCUGCUGCGGAAUGGAUACACUGCAGCAGAAGCAGCAGCAGCACUAAAGGAGGGGCAGCUGCUGCAGCAGCAGCAGCAGCAAGAUCUGCUGCAUGCGCUCGCAGGCCUCCUAGACGAAUGCCUGCAGCACCAGCCCGACGACAAUACAGAUGCAGCAGCUAAGCAGCAGCAGCAGCAGCAGCAGCAGCAGCAGCAGCAGCAGGAUGGCGAUGCAGAGAACCAGCGUCCUUCUCAGCAGCAGCAGGUGCUGCAGCAGCAGCAACAGCAGCAGCAGCAGCAGCAGGAGCCGCCGAGCAAACGGGCCCGUACGGCCGAUACAAACACCACGACCAGCAGCAGCAGCAGCAGCAGCAGCGACCCAGCAGCAGCAGCAGCAGCAGCAGCAGCAGCAGGGGGGCAGCAAGAAGUGCUAGCUGGGGGGGCGUUGACGCGGGAGCUGCUGCUGCUGCUAGUCUCGCUGCUGCAGCAGGUGCAGCCUGUGCCUGCUGCUCUGUCUGCUGAGUCUGCUGCAGCAGCAAACAGCUGCAUGCGUCUCUUCUUCUCUAACCUUUCGGGUGUACAUGCAGCAGCAGCAGCAGCAGCAGCAGCAGCAACAGCAGCAACAGCAGCAGCAGGUACUGAGGUCUUCAGCAGCAGCAAAGAAUGGGAGACGUUGAUGGAGCGCCGCGUUGCAGCAGUGUCCACCUUCAGCCCCUACACACAAUGCUACAGAACAGCAGCAUUAGCUGGGGGGGCGUUGACGCGGGAGCUGCUGCUGCUGCUGGUCUCGCUGCUGCAGCAGCUGGAGGAAGAUGUAGGCCGGGCCUUCGCGCUGCUGCAGCAGGAGCUGCCGCUCAUCGGCAGCAACCCGCAGGCAGCAGCAGCAGCAGCAAAGUCAGCUGAGGCGAAGCUGCGUGCUGCAACAGACAGAUGGAGAGCUGAGCAGGAGCGGCAGCGGCAGCAGCAAGAAGAGAUUCAGCGGCGGACGGCUUUCUCUCGUGCAUGCGUUCAAUUCGUGCUGCAGCGGCAGCAGGAGCAGCAGCAAGCAGCAGCAGCAGCAGCAGCAGCAAUGCUAGGUACACCUGCAGCAACUGCUGCUGCUGCUCGCAGCAGGGCGCUGGCUCAUCCUUUUUAUAUUCUUGGCGUCAACCCUCAAACAGCAACAGAAAAAAGCAUAGCAGCAACAAGAAAGAAGUGGCGCGCGCUGCUGCACCCAGACAAAUUUCAUUCGCAGGAGCCCGAGAUGCAGCAGCAGGCGAACGAGGCAUUCAAGGCAUACGAAGAAGCAUGCACUGAAGCGCUGCGUCUGCUGCGGGCUCGAUCUAUGGACCUCACUUGGGCUGCCCCCCCGCCUCCCCCCAGCCCCGAAGCAGCAGCAGCAGCAGCAGCAACAGCAGCAGCAGCAGCAGGAGCAGCAGCAGCAGCAGCAGGAGCAGCAGCGCCUGGUGCUGCUGCAGGAGCAGCAGCAACAACCAGCGCGUCGGUCUCUCCUAACGGGAGCUCCACCAACGCCAACAACAACAGCAGCAAGAGCAGCAGCAGCAGCAACAGCAGCAGCAGCAGCAGCAGCAGCAGCAGAGUGCAGGCCCCCACGAGUUGUUACUUGCCUGAUGCUGCAGUGGAGCCGCUGCCGCGGCGACGAGCAACGGGGGCGUUUCGGGUGUAUGUACAGGCUGCAUGCGCAGCAGCAGCAGCAGCAGACUCAGCAGAAGCAGCAGCAGCAGCAGCAUUCCGCUGCAUCACCAGGGUUUGGGUUUAUGUACACCGCCCGGUGAGGGGGGGGCCCCCCGUGCUGCUGCAGCCAGCAGCAGGGGCCCUGAGUUGUGUGGUGCAGCAGGACGUGCUGCUUGCUGCAGCAGGAGACGAAGCAGCAGCAGCAGCAGCAGGAGGAGCAGCAGGGUGCAGCAGCAGCAGCAGAGAAGUUUAUAUAGAUAUUGCUGCUGUGCAGCCGCUGCUGCUGGAGCAGCAGCAAAAAUACUGGAUUGGGGUUCAGGUAGAAAACAGAAAAAAACAAAUCUCUCUCGUGUCUUGGUUGCCGCUGCAGCUGACGCUAGCUGUGCCCCCGCUGCCGCCGCUGCAGCAGCUGCAGCAGCAGCUGCAGCAGCAGCAGCAGCAGCAGCAGCAGCAGCAGCAGCAGCAGCAGCAGCAGCAGCAGGAGGGGGAGGAGGAGUUUUGUAUAUUCAGUGAAGAUGAACUCGAUAAGAAGAGAAACAAAAGGAAGCAAAAACUGCAGCAGCAGCAGCAGCAGAUUGAGCUGCUGCAUACUGCAGCAAGAGCAGCAGCAGCGCAGCUACAGAGCUUCUCAGGGGCCCCCUUCCUCUCAUCGGUGCAGCAGCAGCAGCUGCUGCAGCUGCUGCAGCGUCUGCAGCAGCACACGCCCGCUGCAGUGCAGCAGCAGCAAACUGCAGCAGCAGCAGCAGCAGCAGCUAGCUGCCAUGCUGCAGUUGUAGCAGCAAGAGAGCUGCUGCACGAAUGCAUGCAGCAGGCAGACGCUUGGGCAGAUGGCUUCCGCGAAUGA
Eimeria mitis is the source of this 2553-nucleotide messenger RNA. RefSeq lists its product as uncharacterized. Bases 1 to 2553 code for a protein of 850 amino acids. NCBI's taxonomy places the organism in Eukaryota, Apicomplexa, Conoidasida, Eucoccidiorida, Eimeriidae. The record is from RefSeq and is a predicted model, not a curated record. The transcript is spliced from 7 exons.